Molecule: messenger RNA, 2106 nt
Organism: Penicillium maclennaniae
Lineage: Eukaryota; Fungi; Ascomycota; Eurotiomycetes; Eurotiales; Aspergillaceae
Exons: 2
Coding region: 1-2106 (701 amino acids)
Biological process (GO): regulation of GTPase activity; signal transduction
Cellular component (GO): cytoplasm
Source: RefSeq, a predicted model, not a curated record
AUGCCCUCUCGGAAUUCCACAGUGCCCAACUUGGAUCUCAAGGCCUUACAGACCGACACCAACAAUGGCAAACCCUCAUAUCCUCUCACGCCUGGUGGCCAGAGCUCCGACGGGCUCAGCCCCUUGACACCGAAGUCGCCAAAAUCCGGUUCGAGUUCGCCCUUCUUCAAAGGUGAGACCAUUCGUCCGGUCACGCAAGACUCGAGCUCCAAGGCGGCCAGUCCUACAAUUCCAACGUCCCCUGGUAACUCAAACGCCGAAACCGCACCCGAGCCCUCUACACCCGGGUUUACUGCUAUUCCUCAGUACUUCCCUUCUCCAAAGGACUCGCACAAGCACUCACGCGAUGCCUCGAAGUCAUUUUUCAGUACAUUGAAAGCACCCAAGUCUUCACAUAAAGCACAGCGCUCGGAUAGUUCCGAAAACUCUACAGAACCGCCUAAGAGCCGAGGUAGCUCGAGGGACCGCAAAUCAUCAAUGACAAAAUUGACCGAGUCAACAGCAGACCUGCCCGGGACAAUCACUCGGGCAGCAGAAAACGAGAAGAGUGGAGCUUCUUCUGCCGCUAAGCGCACUCAGCAGCCAGCACCGAGAAAGACUGCCACUGAUUUAGAUCCCCCGCAAAAGAAGGCCAAACCGCGGUUUGCAAAUCUCUUAACGCGAUCUCGAUCUAUUCGGGUUGAUGACUCCUCUGUCAACAGAGCCGCCGGACGACGCCCGUCAACGGGUUUGGCCAAGUUGGAGGAGUUCAACCAGGGCGAAUCGCAGCCGCAGCGGCCACCCCGCACGGCUACAGCCACCACUUCUACUACUUCAACCUUCAAGCCUACAUCUCCUACAAAGCCUACUUCCUCAACUAAGACGCAGACAAUGACAUCGACCACGACAACCACACGCACCGAGCGACCCCCUACGCAAGGGGGCCUGCAGCCGCCCCCUCAGCGCCAAGCGGAUGGCGCUUCUCUUCGAAAGGAGAGGAGCUACGGUGGCUCCAUGGUCACGUCAGGCUCUUUGAGCCAGGUUUCUGGCGCCUCGGCCGCCAUCUUUAACAAUUUAAAGCAGUCCUCCAACGGUGCUGCGGAUCGUCUUGGCAAAGCUGGCAAAGGGUUCUUUAGCAAAAUCACUCGCAGCGGCAGCACCAAUGAGCGGGAGCUCAUCAAUGAUGAUUCCUACGUUUGCUCCGUGAUCAAUCUUCCUCUUAUUGAUCAAGCAAGAAAGACACGCAUUUGCAAGAAAUUGGAAGAUUGCAGGGACAAAACUGAAUUUUGGAUGCCCGCUCUUCCCUACCGUUCAAUCGAUUAUCUCAAUUUCAAGGGUUGCGAGGAAGAGGGUCUCUACCGAGUACCAGGUAGUGGCCGGGAGGUCAAGCACUGGCAAAGGCGAUUUGAUUCUGAACUGGACAUUGACCUGUUUGAAGUGCCUGACCUCUAUGACAUCAACACAGUUGGCUCCUUGUUCAAGGCUUGGCUUCGUGAACUUCCCGACGAACUUUUCCCCAAGGCGACUCAAGACAGGAUCGCCCAACAAUGCGAGGGCGCCACCACUGCCCCCCAAUUACUCAAGGACGAACUCUCCAAACUCCCUCCCUACAACUACUACCUCCUCUUCGCCAUCACCUGUCAUCUCAACCUCCUUCAUUCAUAUGUCGAUCAAAACAAGAUGGACUACCGCAACCUGUGCAUCUGUUUCCAGCCUUGUAUGAAGAUUGAUACAUUCUGUUUCCAAUUCCUGGUCUGCGACUGGAAGAACUGUUGGCAGGGUUGCUGGACUGAGAGAAGAAAGGAAAUGGAAAUGGAUGAGCUGGAGAAGAAGGCCGCAGAAGAGGGGGAAGCCACCCGGGCUAAGCCUGAGCCACCUCGUUCUGCUCCGCCCGCCGUCAGCCACGAGCGAGCUGUCUCGUCCGGUUCCAGCUCCAGCGAGAAAGCCGAAAGCUCUAGCGAAAAGUCAAAGGAGCAGCUACCUCGGCCGGAACCUUCCCGAGGCCGAAAGCCCAAAACCGAAGAACAUCGAGGUUGGCCAUUCAAGCCAUACAAGAAGCAUAUCCCAGCUUCCCGAGCUUGGCCCACCACUUUCACCCAUCAAAAUCUAGAGCUUGCUCUCAUCUAA